UUAGUCAAUUCAAAGCCAAGGGCGGAAUAACAUUAAACUUUUUUUUGAGGCUGUAUAUUAACUGAUUAACUUAAAAAAUGUACAACAUAGAAGUUCCGGAUGAUGGAAUCGCUCAAAAAGUUGAAGCUCCUCAAAUGAAGGAAUUUGUGAAAAUUUCAUUGAAAGAUGAUCCAAAAAAAGUUUGCGUUCUGCCUAGAAAAUAUGUUGACCAGGAUCUUGAACGAAUCAAAAACAUGGAAAUAUUUCCCGACGAUGUUUGGGUCGUAACUUAUCCAAAAUGUGGAACAACUUGGACACAAGAAAUGGUUUGGAUGAUUGGACAUAAUCUUGAUUACGAAACAGCAUUAAAGAUACCUCAAGACGAUCGAUUUCCAUUUCUGGAACUUAGUAGCAUCGCAACAAACUUCCCAAAAGACACGUUCGAGGAAUGCAAAAAUCAGGCUAGACCACGCUUUAUUAAAUCACAUUUGCCUAUAUUUUUGUUACCUGAUCAGCUUUGGACUGUUAAACCAAAGAUCGUCUAUACAGCUCGAAAUCCUAAAGACACUGCCAUAUCUUGGUUUCAUCAUCAUGCAAACUUGCAUGGCUACCAAGGAACCAAAGCUGAUUUUAUUGAAGCAUUUGGAAAGGAUUUAGUUCCUUAUUCACCAAUGAAUGAUCAUGUCAUUGACUUUUGGAAUAUUCGAUUCCAGCCAAAUAUUUUGUUCCUUUUCUUUGAGGACAUGAAGAGGAAUUUGAAGCAAGAAGUCACAAAAGUUAUGAAAUUUAUGGAAAAAGACUUUUCUCAGGGUGAGAUCGAUAAGCUUUGCGUCCAUUUGUCAUUCGAUUCUGUUAAAAAUAAUAAAAUGAUAAACAAGGAAGACAUUAUAAAGCAAGUGAUGGAAAUGACUGGAAGAGAAUACAAUCCAGAAAAGUUUACAUUCAUAAGGAAGGGUAAAGUUGGUGGAUACAAGCAGGAAUUGACAAGAGAACAAAAUGAAAUGCUGGAUGAGUACAUCAAGAAGGCUGAAUUUGAAAUUGAAUAUCAAUUUUAAAAGAAACUUAAAUUUUAUGUUAAAUAUAUUUUGGGUAAUAAUCGUAAAGUUCCACCCAACACCCCCAAGUAAGUCAGCAAUAAAAAUGUUAUCAAGAAUGAUAAAAAAUAAUCAGCACUUAAAAACUUAA
Chironomus riparius is the source of this 1164-nucleotide messenger RNA. The record is from the annotation of a GenBank genome assembly. NCBI's taxonomy places the organism in Eukaryota, Metazoa, Arthropoda, Insecta, Diptera, Chironomidae.